AUGCCUCCCUCUCCGGCCGCUUACCUCCUUCUUCACCUCUUUCUGCGACUUUCAGCCAAAGACUGCUGGCAAUGUUUGCAGCAGGCGGGAGCACAGUCUGUUUACGGGGAAAGAUGCAAGCAAUGCAAAUGGUGCAAUUGCAGGUUUUGUUUGGAAGACAACAAGUGCGUCGGGCAGCCUGAUAGGACAAACUGCACGAAACUCGUUGAUGUAAGUUCUAAUCUUGUCACGUGCUUCUUCUGAAUACGUCAUUCAGUUGCUCUUGAACUGCCCUUCGCUGCCUGGCCUACAGUAUUCUUACGACGAUGAGUUCGUCAGGUAUACGAUAGUUCCAGUGGUGGCAGCAGCCAGAAGCAAUGAUCCGCAGACAUGUCUUGAGUACGUUCAGUCACCCAACCAACCUCUCAGAGUUUAAUGAAUCCAGCAAUCAUCUACCCACAAUGACAGUGUACAAACGCCGCGAAUCCAACUGUUCCUCUCUUUUCUCCGAUGUCACUUGCUCCGGAUACACUGCAUUCGAUCACUCGAGAAAAGUCGUCUCCGUCACAUUCCGUGGUUCGCAUGGAACUCAUCAGUACUACGAUUUGUACAAAAUUGGCAACAACAAGUAGCAACUGUCAUAGUGAUUACUCAAAAACGUUCGUUUUCAGCGGCACUGUGCCGUUCUUCAACAUCGGACGGGUGACUAAAGUGUUCUCCGACAACUUUUACUCGAUUUGGGACAGCGGAGUGGGGGAAGAUCUGCAGAUUCUUCUAGAUUUGUACCCAGAAUAUGAGCUUUGGGUGUGCUGGAUUCGUUUCCAUCUUUCCAUCCUUUUCUCCAGGUCACUGGCUAUUCGAUGGGCGCAUCGAUCGCUCUGAUCACUUCUGCGUUCAUCGCUCAAACAGGAAUGAGCCAUCCGUUUAACAUGAAGGUGAUCCUGCUCGGCUGUCCUCGAUGCACCGACUAUGAAUUCGCUCUGUGGCACAGUAUGCAUGUGAGUGAAACCGAAAAACCAACUGAUAACAUCCAACGGUGUUUCGCAGUUCCCCUAUUCCUACCAUAUCAUUCAUGCACAUGACUACGCGCCGCGAGUCCCGUUUUAUGAUAACAUUGAUCAAAUUGCACUUUAUCACCCGCGAACUGAAGUUUGGUACGACAACGACAUGCGAGAAGGCGACCCUUUUCUGAUUUGCGAACAAACUGAUCAGCCCUUUUGCAGGUUGUUUGUUUAUCGAAAAAGAAGUAAUAAAUGAAAUCUUUCGACUUUGCAGUAGUCAAGUGCAAAACCUCUCCACUCCCGAUCACAUGCACUACUUCAACAUGGACAUCAGCAGAUGGGCGGAUGACGGGUGUCCGCAGAACAAGGACGACUACAGGCCGAUCGAAGGAACACAUCCGAGAAUCUUUUUUAAUGAAUCGGGCAUAAAUGUAUUAGUGAAAUGA
Messenger RNA from Caenorhabditis sp. 36 PRJEB53466, 1426 nucleotides. The record is from the annotation of a GenBank genome assembly. NCBI's taxonomy places the organism in Eukaryota, Metazoa, Nematoda, Chromadorea, Rhabditida, Rhabditidae.